Messenger RNA from Penicillium subrubescens, 1575 nucleotides. RefSeq lists its product as uncharacterized. The record is from RefSeq and is a predicted model, not a curated record. The transcript is spliced from 2 exons. Gene Ontology annotation, molecular function: iduronate-2-sulfatase activity. Bases 1 to 1575 code for a protein of 524 amino acids. NCBI's taxonomy places the organism in Eukaryota, Fungi, Ascomycota, Eurotiomycetes, Eurotiales, Aspergillaceae.
AUGGACAAAAUAGGCGACAAUGAGCCACCACACUUCAUCCCUCACAAGCCGAGUGGCCUGCCAAAUGCACGACCAAAUAUUGUCAUUUUCAUGCCAGAUCAACUCCGCUAUGAUGCAUUACACUGCUCCGGGAUGAACCCCAUAGUGAAAACGCCAAACAUCGACAACUUUGCCGCCCGAGGCGUACGAUUCACAGAGUGCUACGUUCAAGCCUCAGUCUGUACACAAUCUCGCUGUUCCAUGUUCACAGGACUAUAUCCGCAUGUUUCUGGUCAUCGGUCCUUGGAGAACCUCCUCAAACCAUGGGAGCCGAAUCUAUUCCGAUCGUUGAAGGAUGGUGGCUACCAUGUGGCUUGUAUGGCACCGCGAGGAGACCUGUUUGCUCCGACUGUUACUGAGCUGAGUUUGACCGAGUAUGGGUUUUUGGAACCGCCUGAGGUGACAAAAAUUAUUGGUGGGAUUGGGGAUGAACGGCCAGAGGAGGAGAUUACUAUCUGGGAGAGGUUGUUCUAUAAAGGGCGUCGUGAUGCGAGCAAAGCGGUUGAUUAUGACGAGUCUGCUAUUCGAAGUGCAGAGAAAUGGCUGGAUUGUCCUCCCGAUGACAAACCGUGGGUCCUGUUUUUGCCGUUGUUAUUUCCUCAUUGUCCAUUCACUGUGGAAGAGCCUUACUUCUCGAUGUAUAAACGCGAGGAUAUGCCCGUACCGUCUUCUCAUGAGCAACAGACAGGAUACGAGCCGCAAUAUAUGCAAAUGAUCCGCACUCGGUACGGAACUCAUCGCGCCACUCCAGAGAUCUGGGCCGAAGUCUCUGCAACCUACCACGGCAUGAUAUCACGACUAGACGAUCAGUUUGGCCGGAUAGUCAAGAAACUCGAUUCGAGUGGGCUCUGGGACAAGACGAUCACCAUGUUUUUCACCGAUCAUGGUGAGUACCUAGGAGAUCAUGGCCUCAUCGAAAAAUGGCCUAGUGGCUUGUCCGAAACUCUGGUUCGUGAGCCUCUAAUCAUCGGCGGUGGUGGCAUCCCCUCUGGUCUGGUUCGCAAUAGCAUGGCCGAGAUGGUCGAUCUGGUCCCCACCAUUCUUCAAAUAUGUGGAAUCGACGAGACUUUCCCACAUAAUGGCAAGUCGCUGCUACCAAACAUUUUGGAAGACAAGCCCCAUCGAGAAUUCGCCUUCUCAGAAGGUGGCUUCCUACUUUCGGAGGAGCCACUUCUCGAGCGAGCCUCGUUCCCGUAUGACCUCAAGUCCAAGUUGCAGCAUGAAGAUACACGAUUGGUGGGUAAGGCGAUAUCGAUGCGAGAUCAACGCUGGACGUAUAUCUAUAGGUUGUACGAACCAGCGGAGUUGUAUGACCGCAGCGCCGAUCCGUUGGAACUGCACAACCUGGCGGCUAAUCCGCGGUUUGUGCACCAGGCACGAUUCAUGGAGAGCCAGAUGUUCCGGUGGAUGGUGGAAACCAGUGACUUUUUGCCAUAUGCUAAAGAUGGCCGUUUCCCCAAGGUGGAUUUGCCUGAUCCCAAGGCCCUCUGGGGGAAGCGCAAAGAGGAACGGAGCAAUAGGCCGCGUGCAUUGUAG